Schizophyllum commune H4-8 is the source of this 2088-nucleotide messenger RNA. RefSeq lists its product as uncharacterized. The coding region runs from base 288 to 1667 and encodes 459 amino acids. The transcript is spliced from 5 exons. The record is from RefSeq and is a predicted model, not a curated record. Lineage: Eukaryota; Fungi; Basidiomycota; Agaricomycetes; Agaricales; Schizophyllaceae.
AGACGCGCAAUGGGGAGCCCUAGUCUCCCUUCCACCUUCGUCCUCGUCCUCCUCGAACGAAGUCCCAGACGGACCGAACGCAACCAGCCGCCAAGCAUCCCGGUGCGGACGCGACAACACUGUGCGGGCGCGGCGACAAACUAACUUUUGAGCCCGUCGUCCCCGCCUCGCUAGCUCCUUGCUUCCUCCCUCUUCCUCCUCCACCUCGGUUCCCCUCACACUCUUUUUACACCCCUACUCCCUCCUCCUCACCUCCUACUCCCCCGCCCACGCCUAUCCUAUCCACAAUGUCUAUCCGCGCCGCACUCACUGCGACGCUCGCCCUUCCGGUGCUCGUCUCCGCCAUCGACAGCCAGUGGCUGCAGUCGAGCUACCAGGGUGGGGAGAACCCGCCGAGCUGGCAGGAGGGGGACUCGGGCAACCAGACCGUCUUCCUCGCCGGGCAGGAGGACAUCACGGGCACCAGCCAGCUCGACCACUGCCAGACGAUCUUCAUCGGAAGCGCCGCGGUCGACGGCACGCCCGACGAGGGGUGGAAGCAGCUCCCGAAUGUCGUCGGCUUCGACCUCCAGCGGCUCCCGCUCGAGGGCUACGGCAACGCUGUGCUCCCCUACUUCGUCGAGCGCGGCAAGGAUGCGGCGAACAUCAAGCGCGUCGUGAUCGCCCAGCCGGGGAAGCCGCGCGAUGCCUGGAAAUACGUCAACCUCCUCCGCAACUCGCUCAUCUGCGCCGCCGCGGCGGACCAAGACCCGGUCAACAUGGACGAGAUCCUGCUCGCCGCGCCCGUCUGGCUGAACGACUACGACCAGAAGGCGGGCGCGGUCGGCGCGACGGACGUGUACUUCAAGUCCUCGCGCUGGUUCGAGGGCGGGAUGUCGUCGGGCCCGGGGGACACGCAGAUCUUGAGCGUGACGGCGAUGGACUUGCUCGUUGCGCACUUCCUCGACGCGGGCGCGUUCCCCGCGGUCGAGCAGGUGGUCUCUGCGGGGCACAGUAUGGGCGCGCAGUUCACGCAGCGGUACGCGCUGAUGCGCGAUGCGGACGAUAAGGACGACAAGCUGAGGUAUUGGGUGGGCAACCCUGGAUCAUUCGCCUGGCUCACGGAGGAUCGCCCGAAGGAGAUCAACUCUGACUGCUCGGACUCGUACAACUCCUGGCCGUACGGCGGCCUCACCACGCACGCGCUCCACCCGUUCCCGAGCACCUUCAAGAAGGAGUUCAAGAACAACUGGGAUGGCGUCGUCGAGAGAUACCGCGCGCGCUACAUCCGCCACGCCCAGGGCCUCGCCGACAACGGGCCCGGCGACACGCACUGCGAGGCCCAAGCGCAGGGCGCCACGCACCUCGAGCGCGGCCAGGGCUUCGAGGCGAUGCUGAACGCCAUGUCCGGCGGCAUGCCCGGGCGCACGAAGUUCGACUACAUCGAGGGCGUGUCGCACCAGGACUACCCGAUGAUGGGGGCGGAGGUGUCGCAGACGAGAAUUUUCAGGGAGGCCAAUGGGCAGGAUGACUCGGAUGCGGGGGUGGAUCCGAGCGCGGCGGGUGCGGGGGGGACGAGCUCGAAGAAUGGGACGGCGGAGAGUCGGGAGAAUGGGGCGGAGGGGUUGGCUGUGGCGCUGAAGGGGAUGGGGGUGGCGCUGUUUGCGGUGGGGGCGAUGGUGGUUUGAGUGCCCCGCGCUGUGUUCCCGUCCAGCCUUGAAGCUGUCUUCUCCCCGAUCCCAGACUCCCUGCAUCCUCACUCCUCGACCUCUUCUACUUCAUGCCUGUCUCGCACCACUACGUCUACCCACUUCCCUGCGCCUUCCUACGCACCACAUACACCCCGACCGCCUCCUCAAGCUCCCCCCGACCGCUUUCUCAACACCCGAACACUACCAACUCCAUACCAUCGUUUACCCACACACUCUUUAGACAGCAUGAACCUUCGCUACGUUAUUUCCUCUACCACCGCCUCUUUCCCCUUAGUUUUCCCCACUUCCGCUCUAUUAUCAUCCCUCUAAGUUAUACAUUGUGUUGUCACGGCCUAGCUUCUUGGAAUCUCAGUUUGUCUUUGGAAUACCCCAGUCACAAAUUACGAUCCUCCGGGGC